This is a messenger RNA of Vicia faba (fava bean), 987 nucleotides long. The record is from the annotation of a GenBank genome assembly. NCBI's taxonomy places the organism in Eukaryota, Viridiplantae, Streptophyta, Magnoliopsida, Fabales, Fabaceae.
AUGUCCACAUCAGAACCAUUCCAAGAAAUCGAAAUCCCCGAGCAAAAGCUUCUCCGAAACGGCCUUCGAUUUCCCACCAUACUAUCUCCCUCAACCACAUCCUCACCUACACUCCCUCUACACGCAACACACUCAAUCAAAACCCACAAACCCUAUCUCGAAUCCCUCCUUCUCCAUUCCGGCGCCCUCAUCCUCCGAGCCUUCCCCCUCCACACCGCCUCCCACUUCAACGACCUCGUCCUAGCCUUCGACUACCCCGAGCUUCCCUACAUCGGCGGCGCUGCCCCGCGCACUAAUGUCAUCGGCCGUGUCUUCACCGCCAACGAAUCGCCGCCGGAUCAGAAAAUUCCUUUUCAUCAUGAGAUGGCUCAGGUUCCGCAGUUUCCGUCUAAGCUGUUCUUUUUCUGUGAAGUUGAGCCGGCUACCGGCGGUGAAACGCCGAUUGUUCUAAGCCAUGUUGUGUAUGAUAGGAUGAAGGAACGUUAUCCCGAGUUUGUUGAGAAACUCGAGGACUUUGGUUUGUUGUAUGUUAGGGUUUUAGGUGAAGAUGAUAACCCUUCCUCUCCCAUUGGUAGAGGCUGGAAAUCAACGUUCUUAACUCAAGACAAAACCGUUGCUCAACAAAGGGCUGGUGAACUGGGUAUGAAGUUGGAAUGGUUGGAAGAUGGAGUGAAAACAGUUAUGGGACCAAUUCCUGCAGUGAAAUAUGACGAAGUAAGAAAGCGUAAGAUUUGGUUUAAUAGCAUGGUGGCUGCUUACACUGGUUGGAAAGAUGAAAGAAAUGAUCCUGUUAAGGCUGUGACAUUUGGGGAUGGCAGCCCUUUACCUGCUGAUGUAGUGUAUGACUGUCUUAAUAUACUUGAGGAGGAAUCUGUUGCCAUUCCUUGGCGUAAAGGGGAUGUUAUGUUGCUUGAUAACUGGGCUGUUCUUCAUUCUCGAAGACCAUUUGAUCCUCCUCGCAGAGUGCUUGCUUCCCUUGUCAAGUAG